Molecule: messenger RNA, 213 nt
Organism: Enterobius vermicularis (human pinworm)
Lineage: Eukaryota; Metazoa; Nematoda; Chromadorea; Rhabditida; Oxyuridae
Source: the annotation of a GenBank genome assembly
AUGGUGAACGUAAAGAAAGGUGUCCUGAUACAAUGCGAUCCAGCAAUGCGCCAGUUAUUGGUACAUUUGGACGAACAACGGUCAUUGGGUACGAAGUUCGUUGUUAAGGAAUUAGACGAAACUCAUAUUUUCGUGGAUCGAGAAAUAGUUCCGGUUUUGGAAGCAAAGAUAGAUCAACUGAUGGAUUCACUGGCUCCAGAAUUCGAAAAAUAA